Messenger RNA from Cavia porcellus (domestic guinea pig), 1510 nucleotides. RefSeq names its product acid ceramidase-like. The transcript has a single exon. Bases 206 to 1393 code for a protein of 395 amino acids. Gene Ontology annotation, molecular function: fatty acid amide hydrolase activity; N-acylsphingosine amidohydrolase activity. NCBI's taxonomy places the organism in Eukaryota, Metazoa, Chordata, Mammalia, Rodentia, Caviidae. Gene Ontology annotation, biological process: fatty acid metabolic process. The record is from RefSeq and is a predicted model, not a curated record. Gene Ontology annotation, cellular component: lysosome.
UUCUAUAUGAGUGAGAUCUUCACCUCUCUAGACCAAUAACCACAGUCUCUAAACAAAGCCAACCACCUUCUCACUGAGAAUUUCAGUGUAUGACAAAACUCAACAGGAAACUCAAACCUUGGCCAGCGGUGUUGCCUCUUCCCUGCCCAGGUGAGGCCUCCCACUGACUCUGAGGAAGUUCUUAGCAACUGUGUUGGCUGGGAGGAUGCUAGGCCCAUGUCACCUCAUCGUUGUCCUCCUGGCCAUGACCAUCUCCUGCACUGGGGCACGCCAUGCGUCACUGUGGGCGGAAAACUGCAGAAAAUCAACAUAUCCUCCUUCCGGACCAACCUACAAAGGACCGGUUACAUGGUAUGUCAUAAAUCUUGAUUUACCACCCUAUAAUAGAUGGCAUGAAUUAAUGGCUGAUAAGCGACCAGUGCUAAAGAUCAUAGUGAAGUCCAUGAAGAAUAUAGUAAAUACACUUGUACCGAGUGGAAAAGUUAUGCAGAUGGUGGAUCACAAGUUGCCUAAACUACUUGGCAGAUUUCCUAGUCCUUAUGAAGAGGAAAUGAAGGGAAUUGCAACUGUUACUAACAUACCUUUAGGAGAGAUCAUUUUAUUCAAUAUUUUUUAUGAAUUGUUUACUAUGUGUACCUCAAUAAUAACCGAAGACAAGAACGGUCAUCUACUACAUGUUAGAAACUUGGAUUUUGGAAUAUUUCUCAAGCAGAACAAAAAUAAUAGUAAGUCAAUAAUAACUGAGCAACUAAAACUUUUAACAGUGAAUUUGGACUUCCAAAGGAACAAUAAAACUGUCUUUAAGGCUACAAGCUUUGCUGGCUAUGUAGGCACCCUAACGGGUUUCAAACCAAGACUAUUUAGUCUCACACUAAACCAACGUUUCAGCCUACAUGGUGGCUAUCUGGGUAUUCUUGAGUGGAUUUUAGGAAAGAAAGAUGCUGCGUGGAUAGGAUUUAUCAUUAGAUCAGUGCUGGAAAAUGGUAUAAGCUAUGAAGAAGCCCAGAAAAUACUGAUGAAAACCAAGUUAUUGGUCCCAGUGUACUUUAUUCUGGGCGGUAGCAAGUCUGGAGAAGGAUGUGUGAUUACACGAGACAGAAAAGACUCUUUGGAUGUAUAUGAACUCAGUCCUAAACAGGGUAGAUGGUUUUUGGUGCAAACAAAUUAUGAUCGAUGGAGAACCCCGCUAUUGCAUGAUCAUCGCAGAACACCUGCAGAGGUGUGUCUAAAACACACAACCCAAGAGAGGCUGUCAUUUGCAAGCUUAUAUGACGUUCUAUCAACAAAACCCAUUCUCAACAAGCUGACUGUGUUCACAACCUUGAUUGAUGUUACAAACAAUCGAUAUGAAACUUACCUCCGGAAUUGCCCACACCCUUGUAUGGGCUGGUAAGCAUGUAUCGGGCUAGAGAUUAUGCUGAGACAUGAAAAGUGAUAUCCAUCAUGGCUGACCAGCUAAGCUACCUAAAUUCCUUCCAAAGGCCAAAGACUAUAACUGUUGUGUUUUUGC